Molecule: messenger RNA, 6306 nt
Organism: Gymnogyps californianus (California condor)
Lineage: Eukaryota; Metazoa; Chordata; Aves; Accipitriformes; Cathartidae
Gene: HEG1
Product: heart development protein with EGF like domains 1
Biological process (GO): heart development
Molecular function (GO): calcium ion binding
Source: RefSeq, a predicted model, not a curated record
AUGCAGAAGAAACUUGUGCAAAGAUGGGAUGAGAUUGCUGUUGUUACACAUCAGCACGGUGGGGAGCAAGUGGAGGGAGGGGAAGAGCUAGCUAAGCUAAAGGUCAUUGAAAGCAGCCAUCAGGUGAGAAGAAGUUCGGACACGGAGAUAAGGACUUCUGCUACUCUUGUGGACAGUGUGGAGCUGGUGACGAUGCUGGCCGGGAGCGAGGAGCGGGCAUCGCUGCCUGCCAGGCAUGGUACGGUGCCGGCAGCAAGCAGGGUCACGGGGCAUGUUGGUCCCGCCACUGGUGGUGGGGAUGUCACCCCAUCGGGAGCAGGACCCCCGGACAGCCCGUCUGCCGGGACAGCGACCCGCCUGCCCGCCCACAGCCGUCCUCCCGCCACUGGAAGCCAUCACCGUGCUGUGGGCAGCCAGGAGAGAGACAAGAGGGCUCUGGCUUCUCCCAGCACCCCUGCAGAUGCCGAGAGCACGCCGCUGGUUUUGGCAGCCGUCAGCACCGAUUCGGCCGAGAGGACGCUAGGCGGGCACCGUGGGGCCUGGGACGUGACGGGGUUUGACAAUGCAAUGAGGACGGUGCUGCUGCCUUCAUCCACAGAGACUCAUCACCUGGGUGAGCCAUCCCAGUUCAGCCUGGGAACAAGGUGGAUGCUGUUCCCCAGAGAAACCGGGCAUCAGUUAAGCACUGGCGGCCCCUCUCGACCGGCGAGCGGCUGGGUGGGCACUGAGCUGCCUGGCAGCCCUCCCACAGGCACUGCAGCCACUUCACCCAGCCCCUUGGGGAGCAGCGGGGGGACACUGCAGCCCCUUCCCAGCACCCCCCUCCCUGGCUCUCUGGGACAGCCCCAGUCCUCCUCCCAAGCUUCCAGUACUCAGACUGGUGCAAACCACACCAUGCUACACCCCAGGGAUGUCACAGGGGACUCCACAAGCCCUUCGCUCACAGCAUCGCCUGCCACGAACAGCACUUUUGGAGCCGUUGGAAGCAGCUACCAGCCAUCCAAUGUCUCGGCCAUGGAGAGGAGAGUUUCGGAUUUCCCCACCACAAGCACCUCCGUUUCCACAACAGCCACCAAGGGUGGAGGGAGGACGUUAAGGUCUCUGCCAGUCAGCACCAGACUGGCUGAUGCAGCAGAGAUUUCCACCUCUGGUACCGAAAUCACCAGCUCUUCGGACCAGACCCAGUCCCCUGGGAUGUCUUUGGGAGCCCAGGGUGGUGGUGGCAGAGGUGUAGACCCGUUGCUCACGGGCUCACCGUCUGCUUCAGAAAGCGCUUCCACGACCUUUAGCAGCAAUUACGAACCCAAGAGCAUCCCAGCUGCAGAAGAGGCGACACUGCACUCGGACGCCCACAGUGCUGACAUGCCCAGCGUGGCAGCGGGGGCACUGGGGUCCCCCCGAGUGACAAGGGGCUCUGCCACCAGCACUGACCCCACCAGCUCGUUGGGGGAGACUUUCUCCUCCUCGAGGGCUGGGACACACCGUCCUAACAGCUCACGGGAAGCCACCGAUCUCCCAGCACCUCCCGGGGAGCCUUUGCUCACAAGCUCCCUCUCUGCCUCCGAAAGUACUUUCAGAGGUGUCAGAAGCAGCCACCGACCAGUUAACAGCUCAACGACAGAGAAAAACUCCCUUGCUUCCUCUCCUACAAGCGCUUUCAUUUCAGCCACAGCCACCGGCAGUGGCGGGAGGCCCCUGAGGUCUGCCACAGGCAGCAGCCGAUGGGCAGCAGAAGUCUCCACGUCCAGUGGUGGCAUGUACAGGACCUUGGACAUGAUCCAAUCCUCAUCCGCGUCUUCUGAGAGAGAGACCUACGGAGUUCAUGGGUCUAGAGAAAGCACGGAUUUCACCGAGCGCGUGGCAGACCCUUCGCUAACACGCUCUCACUCUCCUUCGGAAGAUCCUUCCGCAGCUACUGGAAGCAGCCAUGUGUCAUUCAGCAUCCUGUCAACAGAGAGAAGAACUGAUUUCCCUACCACCAGUGCCUCCGUUUCCACAACAGCCGCCAAGGGUGGAGGGAGGACGUUAAGGUCUCUGUCAGCCAGCACCAGACUGGCCCAAACCACAGAGAUUUCCACCUCUGGUACCGAAACCAUCAGCUCUCCAGACCAUACCCGGUCCUCUUUGGGAGCCCAGGGUGGUAUUGGCAGAGGUGCCACCAUGUCAUCCAUGGACCCGUUGCUCACAGGCUCGCCAUCUGCUUCGGAAAGCCCUUCCCCAGCAGAAGGGACCUCAGCUACAGGAGGACACCUGCCCGAUGCUCCUCUCACCAGUACGCCCAGCUCAGUGAUAGCCACCAGUAGUGGGGAGAGGAGCACAGUGCCUGUGUCAGACACCCACACAGCAUCCAGCGCAGCAGGGAGCUCCGCUCCCGCUUCACCCCGCACCAGCUCCUUGGAUGUGGUCCUUCUGCCGUCCUCAUCAGCAACAGAGUCUGGGAGGCAGAGCGAUGUUUCACAGAGCGAUGCUGGACUCAGGGAGCUUCCAACGAAGCUGCUGCCUGCAUUUUCUCCCAGCAUUUCAGUGCCUUCACCUUCACCAAGUGCUUCAGAGAGAGGAAGAAGAGUUUCUGGUGCUCCUACUGAGACCAUGUAUGUCUCGACCACACUCUCCAGCCACCAGGAGGGGACAUCUCAGGCUGCAGCUAGCCACGGCACGUGGAGCACAGUGCCAGACAGCUCCACGUCUCACCCGGACACAGCUGGGCAGCCCCACACCGGCCCCCUCCCAUCCUCCACAGCAUGGCCUGGAGCAGGACACGUCUCACCUGGCCAAGCAGGGUACUCAGAGCCCAAGGUCACCCUUUCAUCCGAGGUCUCCACCUACUUCACAGCCACCAGUGAACCUUCCACCGUGGGCAGCAGCCAUCACUCCCUAAGCAGCUCGAGUGCUGAGGAAAGGAUGUCCAGCCCCAUCACUGAUCCUGUGUACAGUUCAUCCAUGUCUGCUGGCGGUAGAGAGAGGACGCUGCACUUGGUGACAGACGGCGCACUGGCCGGUGGCACGGAGAGCUCCGCUUCCUACGCUGAAACUGCCAGCUCUCCAGGGCCGGCUCAGCCGGUGUCGGUGGAGCAGAGUGGGACGGCCAACACCUCCACCAAGCGGGGCUUUGCGGGCUUUGCGACGGAGACGCUCUUCACACGUUCUUCCAAGAUACCCACUUAUUCUUCUUUCCAAAAUGAUCUCACAAGCUUUUCAAGUAGCCAUCAGCCAGUCAGUAGCAUCGAUGCUGAGAAAAGGACCUCAGUUUCUCAUACGGAUGGCACAUACAUUUCAACCACAUAUACCAGAGGAGGAGAAAGGACCCUCCUGUCUAUCUCGAAUAGCAGCACCUCUGCUGACUCCUCAGAAAGUUCCACCUUUUUUUCUGAAAUUUCCAACCCUUCUGAUUCAUCAAAAUCUUCCGUGGCACAGGACAGGAGGAGCAACAUAUCCAGCGAUGGCGGUUUUGUUGAACCAUCGACAGAGCCAUUGUUGGUACAUUCUUCCAAACCAUUGACUUCUGCUUCUGCAGGCAGCGUACAAAAUACGACUCUCUUCAACACUGACUCUGAAUUGUUGACCACUGGCAGAUCAUCUCUGUCUUCAUCAGCAUUUCCAGCCUCUUCCUCACUGUCAUCGCUGCCUCACUCGCUGUCAUCAACACCACCACCAACUUAUCUGUUUACAUCAUCAGAAUCAUCUGAGCCACUCUUGUCCUCUGUGAUGGCAUCUUCACCCCCUCUGCAGGCUUUGUCUUCCUCCUUGCCAACUUCCUCCUUGCUUUCCCCAUCUUAUUCAUUAGCAUCUUUAUUGCCUCUGUUUUCAUCACCAUCAUCCGUCUCGCAGUCCAACGAUAGUGAUCACAGCACCUCUGUAGCUACAACUGUGGUCAGGCGUGUGUCCUCCACAGCCGCCAUGGCUGGGAGCUCGCCCAGAGGGACCAACAAGCACAACGAUGUCACGCCCCAGCCCCAAAACAGCACCACCUUCACCGCCUCUGGGUCUCCUCUCCCUACGGCACCCACAGAGCAGCUCGGUGGACACAUUGCAUCCGUGUCCGCUCCCAUGAUGGUAACGGAGACUGCCUCACCGAGCGUCGCCACCACCCACGGGGACAGCUUUGGGAAAGCAACGCUGCUGCUCACCACGGCCAGCGAUGCCCCACGGGCUGGGCCAACAGAUGCACCCCUUAGUCCUUCACCAAGUGCAACAAACCACAGCGUCAUCAUUCCAGCAGUGGCACUGACCACAGUGAAACCUUCUGUGCUGACAACACCAGCCAGUCACUGGCCAACCCCAGGUGAUGCUAGCACCAUGAAAGCCCACAGAGCUCAAACGCCCACUGCCACUAAGCAUGUGUAUACCACUGGUGAAAGCACAGAAGCUGUGGAUCCCACCACUGCAAGGCCUGGUAAAGUCACUGAGAAAAACAUCCCUGUUACGAGUCCUUCUGAAGCCCCUCCAACCAGCAAGACCACUGUAAGCAUUGCAACUACUUUGGCUGCUACCAAGCCAACCACCGCUCCUCUGUCAAGUAGCACGGCUGGGCUGAGGAUGUCGUCUCCAGCAACAGAUGUGGAUAAAUGUCUUUCCAACCCUUGUCCUGCGCUGGCCACCUGCAACAACACCCGUGGCUCCUAUAUCUGUCAGUGUCCUCUUGGAUAUGAGCUGGAAAAAGGAAAGUGCAAUUUAGUAAGAAUAUUUAUCGGCCAGGUCCCCCUGAAACUUAAUAUUACCCAUGGAAAGUAUGCAGAGCUCCUCCACGUCGAGAGUGAAAUUCUGGCGAUGCUCAAUGCAUCACUCUCCGUCUUGCCAGGUUACCACCACUCCACAGUUAAGGCAACCAGGGAGGCAAAUUUUGUGCAUGUUUCAGUGCAAUCCACGUUCUCUUUAGCAUCCAACGUGACUUUCUACGACAUUGUCAGCAGUGUGAAAAGCUACAUUCGAGCUUGCAAAUCCCCCACCGAAGCCUGCCAGUUCAUCUCCAGCCUGAAACCGCUCCACAGAGUUGGCAGCUUGUGCAAGCAGAAAGACCCUGAAUGCGACAAGGAAACUUCUGAAUGCACCGACUUCGAUGGAGUCGCACUCUGCCAGUGCAAAAGUGGGUACUUCAAAUACAACAAGAUGGACCACUCCUGCAGAGCCUGUGAAGAUGGAUAUAAGCUGGAAAACGAGACCUGUGUGAGCUGUCCGUUUGGCUUAGGUGGAUUCAACUGUGGCAACCCAUAUCAACUCAUCACUGUGGUGAUCGCGGCUGCAGGAGGGGGACUUCUGCUUAUCAUGGGCAUAGCGCUGAUUGUCACCUGCUGCCGGAAGAAUAAAAAUGACAUAAGUAAACUCAUUUUCAAGAGUGGGGAUUUCCAGAUGUCACCGUAUGCUGAAUAUCCGAAGAACCCCCGGGCACAGGAGUGGGGCAGAGAGACCAUCGAGAUGCAGGAGAAUGGAAGCACCAAGAACCUGUUGCAGAUGACAGACGUGUAUUAUUCGCCAACUGGACUGAGAAAUCCUGAACUGGAAAGAAACGGACUUUAUCCUCCCUACACUGGUUUGCCUGGAUCUCGACAUUCAUGCAUCUACCCUGGACAAUACAAUCCAUCCUUCAUUAGUGAUGAAACCAGAAGAAGAGACUAUUUUUAGCGGGGAGUGGAGAGGGAGUGGAAGAGAGAUUGACACAGUUUUGUGGCCCUUGAUCCCCAGGUACAAUCUGUCUCCUGGGCAGUUCAGCCCACAUCAAUCUUACUCUUCCCAUUUAACAGGAAGGACUUUGAACUUCAUGCCGAGCGUUGCUGCCCUGAGGAACGGUUACACUUGCUGAGCAGCAGAGAGAAGGACGAGGAGGAGGGUAUGGCUCAAGGUGCACAUCACUAAAAGACCCAGAUGGAAGUUAACACAUGUACUCCGGUUUUGUUCUGUGCUGCUUCUUCACUCUUUACGCUACAUGGCAAGCAUGGAUCAGUACAGGCAGAAGAACUGUGCCCAGCACUCUGCAUUGAAUACCACUAGGGAGUGUUUUGUUUACAGAUCUUGUUCACUGUUUACUGUGCUUGUCUUCUUAGCCAACCUUCAUGCAAAGAUUCACUGUGCAACUGCUUUUGGUAGGGCAAUUUUGUCCACUCUUUUACAUUGCUGCAUUGCUUUCUGCUUCAUACACGACAGGGAAGCUGGCUUGUCCUCUGACCCUCACCUUCUUACUGGUAGAAGUUCUUCAGAUGCCUGGGUCCUUCCUGAAGUCUAGUGCCUGGCAAAGUUGGCUGAAUUCAUGGGUUGUUUGUCUCCAAGGAGUACGGGAAAGUUAGUCAUACCACUGCAAUUUUAACUGAAAAA